Caretta caretta (loggerhead turtle) is the source of this 6906-nucleotide messenger RNA. It is a transcript of the gene ST3GAL2, whose product is annotated as ST3 beta-galactoside alpha-2,3-sialyltransferase 2. Gene Ontology annotation, biological process: sialylation. The record is from RefSeq and is a predicted model, not a curated record. Gene Ontology annotation, molecular function: beta-galactoside (CMP) alpha-2,3-sialyltransferase activity. NCBI's taxonomy places the organism in Eukaryota, Metazoa, Chordata, Testudines, Cheloniidae. Gene Ontology annotation, cellular component: membrane.
CCGGCGUGCCCGCGGCCCGUUAGCCGCGCGGUUCCUCACCCUGCGGCGCGGGGUUCGCACCCGGGGCCGGCCCUGCGGAGUAGCGGGUCGGAGCGGCUCCGGCUCCGGCUCCGGCUCCGGCCGCGGUCUGCCCUUCCCCGCCGCGCCCCCGGCUUUGGGCGCCUUCCCCUGGUAGGGGCGAGCGAAGCGGCCCCGUGGCCGCAGCCUGCGUUACAGACCGUCCUGGCGGCUGUCGGCGGGACUCUGCCUUGAUCUAAAUGUGCGUUUCAGCGGGUGGCUGCCUUGGUUUACGGCUUUGUCGCAGCAGCAGCUCCUCCAGCCGAGCAGCAGGGGAAGAUUGCCAGGGGAUUAUUGAAAGGCCUGCACAGCGGAGAAGGCUGGCUUCCGGAGAGCAUGAGGGAGGCUGCAGCUGAAUGCCAGCUGGGGGUUCCUGAGAGCCUGUGGAAGGGCUGAGCAGGAGCCAUCGAGAGACCCCCACCGAGCUGCAGCUGUUCCCGGGCCUGCUACAGAUGUGGAGCUCCUCAAGAGCUCAGCUGUCUCCCAGGCAACUAGAGCCGGGGAGGCCCCCUCAGCUGCGAGGAGACACUGAUGGAAAGCAGCAGCCAGCCAGGCGCAGGCAAGGCGCAGUGGGAACCUGGCUCUCUAGCCCCUUACACAGAGUUCCCCUGAGAUGCAUUUUUCUUCCCCCUCCUGGUCAGAGUCUUGCAGCAGGUGACCGGCAGACAAGGGGCUAGAUCCUGGGUCUGCGUGCACCAAGACUUGCUCCCUUCACUCCCCGGGCCAGCAGAGAUUGCAGGGGAUGAGAAGUACGGCUCCCCUUUGGGGCUCAAGGCAGAGGGGAGCUGUUUGCCCAUGAGAGACCAGGGCUCCUGUUGCUUAUUAAUCCAGAGCUUGGGGACUCUGCGAAGAGCCACGGGGCCUGGCAGCCAGACUUCCAGCAGCUCCCUGGAUCCCCGCCUUGGCUUGUAACGGAGCAUCUGGGGCCCAGCUGGGCUCUGUAGCAUCCAGAGAGCCGUGACUGCACCUGCGGUUACUAAAGAGCCCCCAAGGAGCCGGACGCAUCUCUGUGCUGAUCUCCAGUGUAUUUCCCCCUGGCUUUGUGUGCCUCCUAGCCUGCCCUAUGCCCUUCUGCCACUGCCACGGAGAGGGUGGCACAGGCCGGCUGGGACGUCAGCAGCCAACGCAGCGGACCCAGUGACCCCACCCCUGCCCCGGCAGGGUGGUCCUUUCUUCUCCCCCCUCCACCAUGAAGUGCUCCCUGCGGUUUUGGUUCCUCUCGACCGCCUUCCUGCUGGUAUUUGUCAUGUCUCUCCUCUUCACGUACUCGCACCCCAGCAUGGCCUACCUGGACCCCGACAGCCCAGGCAGCUUCCACCGGGUCAGACUGGUGCCUGGCUACGCCGGCAUGCAGCGCCUGAGCCAGACCAGGCGCCUCGGGGAGGGCUGCACCUGCCACAGGUGCACGGGGGACGCAGGGGCCUCGGAGUGGUUCACCAGCCACUAUGACAGCAGCAUCUCCCCGGUGUGGACCAAGGAGAACAUGGAGCUCCCGCUGGAUGUCCAGAGGUGGUGGAUGAUGCUGCAGCCCCAGUUCAAGUCCCACAACACUAAUGAAGUCCUGGACAAGCUCUUCCAGAUCGUGCCGGGCGAGAACCCCUAUGGUUUCCGUGACCCCAGGAAGUGCUGGCGCUGUGCUGUGGUGGGCAACUCGGGCAACCUGCGUGGCUCUGGCUACGGGCGAGAGAUCGACAGGCAUGACUUCGUCAUGAGAAUGAACCAGGCCCCCACAGUGGGGUUUGAAGCAGAUGUCGGGGGCAGGACCACCCAUCACUUCAUGUACCCAGAGAGUGCCAAGAACCUGCCUGCCAACGUCAGCUUCGUGCUGGUGCCCUUCAAAGCCCUGGACCUGCUGUGGAUCACGAGUGCCCUGUCGACCGGGCAGAUCAGAUUCACAUAUGCGCCUGUGAAGCCCUUCCUUCGCGUGGACAAGGAGAAGGUGCAGAUCUACAACCCAGCCUUCUUCAAAUACAUUCACGACAGGUGGACCGAGCACCACGGGCGAUACCCCUCCACGGGGAUGCUAGUGCUAUUCUUCGCGCUUCAUGUUUGCGAUGAGGUGAAUGUCUUUGGAUUCGGGGCAGACAGCCGGGGCAACUGGCACCAUUACUGGGAGAACAAUCGCUACGCAGGGGAGUUCCGGAAGACCGGAGUGCACGAUGCGGACUUUGAGGCGCACAUAAUUGACAUGCUGGUGAAAACCAGCAAGAUCAACGUUUACCGCGGCAACUGAUGCUCUGGGCUCUGUCUUCGGCUUUCAUUUCAGAAUCAGGUUUCAAGUGACGGGACAGCUGUCACAGGCCUUGCUGUGACAGAUCCCCGACCAAUCACAAUGAGCUACAGGGUUCGCUCUGAGACCCACCUGACCAGUGGCCAAGUGGGGGUACUUGGUUCUGCCGGCCAAUCAUGUUUAGAGAGAAAAGGAAACUUCUUUUUGUUUAAAACUUUCGGAUGAAAAGGAUUUACAAAGAAAACUGGCCCCUGGUUACGUUGGAGGCUUCCAGCCCGGUUUUCCUCAUGGUCAAACCAAAUGCUGCUCUUUUUUUAAAACCAAUCCUGAUAAUUUCAGAACAAAGCCCAACCAAUCAUGGCCACAGGCUGAAGGCAAGCUGCAUGUUUCGACCAAUCAGAUUUUCUUUUCCCCAUUGGCCCAAUCUCCCAGUGCAAUGACACUAGCCUGUGAGCGUCAGCGCUGACUGACCCUAUGGAAUGGGUUGGUUUCUACAUGAAACACCCAGGUGAACGUCGCCUUUUUUAAUGUCUCCUUUUAGGCUCCAGUGACACUUUAUUUUGUACAAUCUGGUUCAAAAUGCUGAGCAGCCAGUCAAUUCCUUUUGCGUGUCAGCACAAUCAGUUUGACUGGGAAAGUUCCAGCUUGGCAAAGGGAGGGGAUGAGAGAGUUAGAGGAAGAGGUGUCGGGCGGUUCUUGGCUUUUUGACAGCCAGCUGGGUCCAAACCAUUCGGAAUGGAGCCUGCUGAGAAGAGUUCUUGCUGAGCAGAGGAUUUUAAAGCCUUUGGAAACAUCAAGAGGGAGGAAGACCCUGCCCUGGUGGAGAAGCAGCAUUUGGGUGCUUCUGAUGUAGGGUCUUGGCAGACUGCAAGUUUCUGAGACUGGUCAGUGGUUAAAGUUUGUCGGGAGCUAGUCUCAAUAAGUGGGAGGAAAGGAAAAGAGGGGGAACCUCCGUUUAAAGCCUGGAGUCUGCCUUUUUACUCCCGUGAGAAGGAGCAGUGUCUUGCUCUAGGACUGACUGGUAUGAAGAGAAGCCAUGCCAAAGGCAGCUAAGAAAUCUGAAGAGCCUGUGUCUUAGACCGCUUCCCCAUCUCCAUCCCAACCCCACCAGGGUUUAGAGAGGGAAGGGGGAAUUCUCUAAUCUAGAACCACACCCUACCGCCCCACACCAGUCCCUCCCCCACAAGUGUUGCCUCCAUUAUCUCUUCCACCAGAGCAUGUUCUUGCAACAAGCAGUCCUUGUCUUUGCAAGAAGCCGGUGUUUUUACCAAUUAUGAUGACAGGGAAGUGGUGGCCCGUGGCUGAGUAAGAUCCUGCUUUUCCAGGUUCAUUGUAAAUUGCCCAGCUCAUCCUCACAUCAGAAUGAAGCUGUGGUGGCAACUUCCAGCCAAAUGGCUAGUUGCUAAGCUGUGGCGAAGGGAUUGUCCUUGCAGAUAGACAGCUGAUCUCAUUGCUGAUGUUAUGGGCAGAGACUCUCCUCUCUCUAGAUGGCUGCUUCUCAGCAUUGCUGAUGCUAAUUUGCCCCUGCAAAGAGAGAGCUGGGACAGGUAGUGAGAAUUGGCUGGUGGGCAUCAAAGGAAGACUAGAAAGGAGCUGGGAGGAUGGAUUUGUAGAGAACUUGCUAGGGAGGCACCAGCUGAAAGCUAUCUGAAUCAAGGUAGGGGGCCGUCCUUGAUGGAGAUCACAACAUUAGUGCUUGGGCUGGGGGUGCUUCUGCACACUAGAUAAAGAAAAAAAUAGAUUUCCUUUCUGUUGCAAGAUGAAAGAGCAAAUUGUAGAACACUUAGAACUUUGGUGAAUGAAGUGUCUUUAAAAAUAGAAAACUAAAUCUAGACGGCCCAAAUCUAGAAGAGCUUGCCCCAUUUUUAAUCAUGACUGACCUCUAGGAUUUGACUCAUCCGUGGACUAAUUGCCUUUGGGCGGGAGACUGAGUUAAAGGUAAUGGGAAAGGCUUCUGUGAAAUCUUAUAACCACUGGAAGGAGUAUCUCAUACACUGACUUUCACAGGAUCCCUUUCGCAAGCCGAGACCUCUUUGCAUACCCUUAACUCUUCUCACCCAAUAGGGAUGUCCUGCCCUUCCUGUGCAUUCAUUUUAGCUUGACUUGGACCAUGCCACUGGACUGGAGCCCAACCUAAGCCAUCUAAGCCAGUCCCUGCUUUGCGCUCUGCCUUCGUGGGGUUUAAGGCUACAGACACAGUUAAGUGAGAGCUCCUGGCCUAGCGGUAUGAUGCAAAGAGAGAGUGAAAUAACCUCAUCCAACUAUAGAGGAGGCUUCCCUGUUUGUUUGGGGGGAUUGGUCCAAACUGGGGUGUGUUCCAUUAGGGAGCAAAGCCUGCAGCUAUGAAAUGUUCUCACAGGUAUUAGCUAAAUCAAAGGAGAAUGGCUUCUUAUUUCUUGGUUGGCUGGGUUUUUCAGGUAGGUAUCUGAUUAAUUAAAUAAAAUGCAAUCAUGCCAAACAGUAUAGAAUGGAAUAAUUUAUUCUGGUUUGUAUCAUAGUUGGAUUGUGUGGUAUUGGGAGACACAGGGCCCAGAGUGGCCAGAUCUCCUUUUUGCAAUAGUUAUUUAAAGAAAUUAUGAUAGGGAAAGGGAGUUCUUUUUGUAUCUGUGACUUUUCUGUAUGGCAGUCUCUCCCGUUUUUGAGGUUUCUUCUGCAGUUGUGAAAUGUACGUUCUUGGGCCUAUUACAGCAGCCAAACAGAUGGCUCUUGUUUUCAGUCUACAGGGCUCUAAAGAAGUGAGGCUGGUGAAGGUCUGAGGCCGUUUUUAAAAACGAAAGGUUCUGCUUGUGAUGUCAUGCAAUCACAUGACCUGCUUGCCAAGCAGUCAUUUUGGAUAAUCAAGGGCAAAAGAGGUAACUCCAUAGUAGUGACCCUCUGAGGCUUGUAAUAGUGUACUGGAAACCAAAAGUCAGCAAGUCAUUGCAUGCUGGGGUGUUUGACAGGACAGUAAAACCUGUGUUCUUUCUGCACCUCUCUCUUCUUGGGAACCAGGGGAGGGAGAUGUGAUUUAGUGCAAGCCCAGUCUCUGUAUCUUUUUUUUUUUUUUUUUUUUUAGAAAUAAAAAACAAACCAUGAGCACCAAAGAGUGCCUUGAAUCACAUACUGUCUGUCAUACUGGACUCCACCCACUGACCAUGCUGUGUCUGGGGUUCACGAACCAUGCCAGGAUGUCGAUGUCUGCUUUUAGUGGCAGUCUUGGCUGCUUCCUUCAUUGUUUCCAUGCUGCCAUGUUAAAAACAAAUCUGAGCAAGGUACUGGGGUUAGCUGAAAAAUGCCACUCGUGGGGAGAGUAGAGAUGCUGCCAGAUGCCGCCUUUUCUGGAGCUGCUGCUGCAAUUCCAAACCUGCUGCUGCUCUCGGUGCUGGCUGGUGCAACGGGAUGAGAGAAGCACCUGAUUAAAAAUCCAGUUGCUGUCUUUGGAAGGGUUGGUCUCACUCCUGGCUCAUGGGCAGAGGCAGGACUGGCUUGACAAUCAAGGAGUGACAGGAGCCACCCUACCAACAAAUGGGAUGUUUCCAUGCGGUCUCGAAUCCAAGAGCCAGUCCUGUAGGAGGAUGAAUUAUUCCAUUUUCCAGUUAGUUCUUGGAAAAUAAUCUUUAGUUCACCCUGCUACAAGGACUUGCUAACACUUCUUUCCUUGGCAGACUGGCCAACAAACGCCUGCAUGAGCAUGCUGCAACCCACCCCCACGGAAAAGGGAACGUGGAGGCCAUUCUCUACAAAUACCACUGUACUGUACAUAGAGGAAACUACACAGAGGCUAUGGGCAAGGUGCACUGGUGCCUUCCAGAAUGGAGCAGAGAUGGAGAGGAGACUAGUGGAACCAGCUUGGAUUCAGCUGAGACUGCCCCAGUUUGUUAUCUCCAUCACGAUCAAAACAGUUCAGAAAUAGCUCUGCACUUAGUCAGGGCUGCCCUGACAUGCUGGGAUCGGAGCAGCCCUGACAUGCUGGGAGCUGCAGAGAGCAAGUUUGUCAAUUCAUGGCUGGUCCAGGGUGGUUCAGUCUUGAGGAACUUUGAAAGACGACCCAAGGUCCCAAUUCUGCAUAGAUUCCUCCUGCAUAUGCUCAGGUUCAUGCUGCUCCAUUCGAGUCAGUGAGGCUGUUCACGUGCAUCUCUGGUGGACUGGAGCCCAAAAUCCUACCACCAUCUGGAGAAAUGGAGGGUUCCUCUGUGGUGCACCCAUGGGUCCUGUGGUAUCCUACUGAAUUUACGGUCAUCUUCCGGAUGCCUUGCAGCGCUUGGCUCUUAGUAAAGGUGACUCAUGGUCCAGCCCUGUCUUCAUCCACUCUUCCUAUAAACCAGUCUGAAAAGCAGCUUGGCAGCCUUCCCGAUAGCCUCUGUGUACUUUGCUACUUCUACACACGACUGUCUUAAAACUUUUUUUUGUUUUGUUUUGUUUUUGUUAAUAAAAGGAUUUAAUCUGAAGCCUUCUGUUCCUCUCCUUCUGUUGUAAGCAGCCUGCAAAGCUGAGCCUGCUCUCCCCUGCCCUCUGGUUUCAGUGUUAUGCGCACUUCUGCUGUCUUGAAGGGGUUUGUUUUCUUUCAUGUGCCACAGUUGGAAAAAUGGGGUUUAUUUUAUGUUGUACAAAAUAAAAUCUGUAUCUGUUCCUUCUCCUGG